Drosophila navojoa is the source of this 1753-nucleotide messenger RNA. RefSeq names its product juvenile hormone esterase. Lineage: Eukaryota; Metazoa; Arthropoda; Insecta; Diptera; Drosophilidae. The record is from RefSeq and is a predicted model, not a curated record.
UAUACAUGUGAAUACAUAUUUGCAUGUAAAAAUGCGCUUCUUAUUUGCCAUGCGAUCUGGUUAUUAUACAACCAAUAACCUUCGUUUAUACAGCACUCUGAAGGUGAAGGUGCCUGUGAGACAAGGCAUUGUUGUUGGCACACAAGAAAAACUGCCCAAUGGCGUAGUAUACAGAAGUUUUUUGGGCGUGCCCUAUGCAGAACCACCCGUAGGAGGGCUGCGUUUUCGGAGCCCUGUGCCGCUGGAACGAUUCACAAAGGAUGAGUUGGACUGCAGCAAAGAAGGCGACGUGUCACAUCAGCGCGAUCCUCUCAAGCAACAAGUGAUUGGUUCCGAAAACUGUCUAUUCCUCAAUAUCUAUGCGCCCAAGAGCAAGUCGCAGAAACCUAUGCCCGUCAUGGUUUGGAUUCAUGGUGGAGGCUUCUGGUUUGGUAGUGGUAACCGAGAUUAUUACUUUCCUGCGCAGCUCAUGCAAGAGGAGGUCAUUGUGGUUACCCUCAAUUAUCGCCUUGGCGCUUUGGGAUUUCUCAGCCUACCAGAACCAGGCAUCUAUGGUAAUGCGGGUCUGAAGGAUCAACGCUUGGCACUGCAGUGGGUGCACGAUAACAUUUCCAACUUCAAUGGUGAUCCACAGAAUGUUACCCUCUUCGGGGAGAGCGCUGGAGGCUCUUCUGUUCAUUUGCAUAUGUAUGGCGCGCAUGCCAAUAAGCUGUUCCACAAGGCCAUCAUGCAGAGUGGCACAGGCAAUUCGGAGUGGGUACUCCAGGAAAAUGGCUCGUUUAAGGCGCGACGUUUGGGCGAACUGCUGCAGGGCAAAAAGAUAGAAGACGAUAGAAAAUUGCUGGAAUUUCUGCAAUCGGAGGCGGCGUCUCCAUUGGCGAUGUUAAGUAAAACCUUGGACGUGCUGACUGCUGAUGAGCGUCGACGUCAUCUACCUUUUUCCUUCAAGCCAGUUAUGGAGGAUCCAAGGAGCCCAGAUAGCAUGCUAAACAAGCCAUUCAUUGAUCUAUUGCAUAACAGGAAGAGACUGCCUAAGAUGCCCGUGCUAUUAGGUUACAAUUCGGCAGAAGGCAUAGUUCUGAUUACAAAUCCCAAGCAAAAAGUGGAGCUCUUCGAUAAGGAUAUGGCGCGCUUAGUCCCACGUAACUUGGUGGAGGAUCCGGAGGCGCCCGAGGCGUUAGAAGCAGCGGAAGACAUACGUCAAUUUUAUUUUAAUGGAAAGUCGCUCACGAUGGAAUGCAUUGAUAAUCUGGUUGACCUGCUCGGCGACGUGCACUUCAUCCUCGAUCUUCAGCACACAGCAGAGGUUUACGCAAAUUACCAGAAAGCGCCCUUCUACUUCUAUCGCUUCGACUAUGUGGGCGGACGAAAUAUAUACAAAAAGGCCUUUAAUGCUGACAAACUGCGUGGAGCCUCGCACGCCGAUGAGCUAUCCUACCUAUUCCAAUGGUAUAAUGAUACGUCUCCCAUAGCUGCAGAUGAUGCUCAGAUUUCGAAACGUAUGGCCCAUAUGUGGGCUAACUUUGCGAAAUAUGGCAAGCCAGCAGAUAACUGGGAACCAGUUCAGAAGCAAAAUAGAAAUGCGAAAGGAAUUCUCGAUGCUUAUCAAUUGGAUUAUAUGCAACUAGAUCGAGAGUGUGAAAUGCAACUGAAUCCAGAUGGAGAGCGUAUGGAUUUCUGGCGUAGUAUGUAUAAAAGAUAUAAGCCGCAAUGCUAUGAAGCGUUGAUAGCCAAAAUGUGAAAGAUAUUACAU